Molecule: messenger RNA, 954 nt
Organism: Solanum dulcamara
Lineage: Eukaryota; Viridiplantae; Streptophyta; Magnoliopsida; Solanales; Solanaceae
Exons: 1
Coding region: 47-799 (250 amino acids)
Source: RefSeq, a predicted model, not a curated record
UUUCCUAUUAAGACAAACUUUCAAGUUGCAACAUAGAAAAGGUGAAAUGGAUUCUUAUUCAUAUGCUAUUUCUUCUUCUUCUAAUUCUAAUUCUUCUUCCACAUAUCCACAAAAAGUGAAGAAAAAUAAAAAAUUAGCCUCAUAUCAUUCCUCACUUCAUGGAGUUAGAAGGCUCCCAUCAAAACCAAUGACUAAACUACCAAUUGCACCAUUGCCACCAACACCUCUUAAAAUCUAUACAGUUGAUCCUAAGAAUUUCAAGGAAGUUGUCCAUAUGCUCACUUCAUCUCCCGAGUUCCAAUCCAUCUCUAAUAAUUCUAUCUCUAGUUUUGACUCUGGUUCUGGCUGUGGCUCUGAUUCUGGUUCUGGCUCUGGCUUUAUCUCUGGCUCUAAUUCUUUUAAUUCGAGGCGUUUACAAGAUAUUGCUCCUCCUCCACUUGAUCUCUUACCAGUUUCAUUACAAAGAAGUAACGACGACAUCAACAACAACAACAAUAAUAAUAAUAACAACAACAAUAAUAAUAAUAAUAAUAAUAAUAAUAAUAUUGUUGCACAAUGGAGCGAGUUCCUUGGCCCUUGUUCUUCUACAAACAACCAAUUUGAGAUGUGUGUUGAUUCAACAACGUUUGAAGAACAAGAAAGAUCACAUAUAACGCCUCAAAUUCCAUCAGAAAAUUAUUUUGGAUCGUAUAGUCCGUUGGCUAAUUUUCCUCUAUCACCGGCUUCUUUUGCAUGGUGUUCUUCUAUACUUUUUAGCCCGGGCACACUUACUUCACCAAGCGCGGUUCAAAUCAUAUGAGUCUUUGUAAUUUAUUACUUUUUGAUGUUUAUUACUAUAGUACUAUUAUUUACUUGUGGGUAGAUCAAGAAUUUGAAUUGGAAUAUCUAAAUGGAGCUAUCACAAUUCAAAUACUUGAUGAAGUUGCUUUUUUUUUUCUUUCAGAUGUUUUGUAU